CGUAAACCAUGGCCGAAGCCAGCCCUUGCUCCCCGCUGCCGCAUCUACCAGCGUCCCCACCACGCCAGUCUUCCAAGACCAACUACUUUCCCUCAUCACUAUCUCCAGUCCGUCAUUCCACCCCUAGUGCAUACAACAGCACGGGUAAAACAUGGUCGCCGAGGUCACCUUGCAUACGUGUCAACCUGUCGGCGCAAUUCGACGAGGCAGACAGCGACGACGGGCUUGAUUCCACGGCUAUCGACUCCGCCAAGACAGACUCCAGCACGAGUAGCAUUGAUCUCUCUGAGACGUUCCUCUUCACCUACAUCGAGGAAGGCGGCAGAGAUGUUGGUCCAGCGUCCGUCGCUGGCCGUGCGAGGUCAUCCGACCGACGAGCAGUUCCCACGACAUGUCCAACCUCUCCGGCGCGCGCAGCUCAAUGGACUAAACGUCGACUUGGAACAACUCGAACUACUCGUCGCGCUGCUGUCAUUCCAGCCAUGAAUCGGUUGCAUCGCCAGAACUCGCUCGUGUCCACGAAGCUGUUGGUGACCGUCGCACCUCUUGUCCCAUCUACCAGAAGUAAGACCAGUAUACCACCACGUUGGUUGCCAUUUGAGUCGUUUCAAAACGUGCGGCCGCUCGGGUCUGGCGCGCACUCGGACGUGUUUGCGGUGAUAGACGAUCAAGGUAUCCGGUACGCUGUCAAGAAAUCCAAGCAUAAACUUCGCGGACGCCGAGAUCGGGACCUUAGAUUGCGAGAAAUUCGUAUCUACGACAGGGUGCAAAACGAUUCGACCAAUGACUCGGACGGUGGCGUGCAAGAAGCUCGAUGUAGGCAGUACGUUUUGCAGUAUUUCCAUGCUUGGCAAGAGCAAGGCUACUUGUACAUGCAAACAGAGCUGUGUCCUCGGGGGGCUUUACCAAAUGCGAUACAGUCAUCCAAGCUGUCGGAAGCCCUGUGCUGGCGGAUUCUGCACGACGUCGCGUCGGGCUUGUCAUAUCUUCACAGCCGCGGUAUUGUGCACCUGGACAUCAAGCCAGCCAACUUGUUGGUCACGGCCACGAUGGUCAAAAUUGGAGAUCUCGGACUGGCCCAGUGUGAUUCACAUCAAGGGGAGAAUGGACUAACUACCAAUGAAGGCGACAGCGCGUACAUGGCCCCAGAACUGCUGCAGUCCACUGCUCGGCAACCAUCCGCAGAUAUCUUUUCCCUGGGCUUGACGCUGGUGGAACUCGCAACUGGCGUAGCGUUGCCGUCCCAAGGCCCGCAAUGGCAUGUCCUUCGCAGCGGCAGCUUGCCACAUCGGACUUUCGACACGGCGUACUCGGCUGAUUUUGACGUGUUGAUUCGACAAGUACGUGAGUUCGGGAUGCUACGAGUUGACCCAACCAAGCGACCCACAGCCCAAGACGUGAUGGCCCAUCCCAAAGUCAAUGAAGCUGCGCAAGUUGCAUUGUUUCCGAUAAUGAAAACAAGAUGACCUUCCAUUGCAAGUGCUCACUUUGUGGAGGGUAGGCAAAGUCGACGCUGCCAACAAAGAAGUAGUAAUUAUAAAGAGUUUUUCA
Molecule: messenger RNA, 1551 nt
Organism: Aphanomyces astaci
Lineage: Eukaryota; Oomycota; Saprolegniomycetes; Saprolegniales; Verrucalvaceae
Product: WEE protein kinase
Exons: 7
Coding region: 9-1466 (485 amino acids)
Biological process (GO): protein phosphorylation
Molecular function (GO): protein kinase activity; ATP binding
Source: RefSeq, a predicted model, not a curated record